AUGGCUGCGCCUGUUGACCCCAGCGACCGCGUGGUCCUCGGCAUCACUUUUGGCAACACCAACAGUUCCAUUGCGUAUACUGUUGACGACAAGGCCGAAGUCAUUGCCAAUGAGGAUGGUGACCGUCAAAUUCCCACUGUCCUCUCCUACGCCAACGGCGACGAGUACUAUGGUGCUCAAGCCAAGGCCUUCCUUGUCCGCAACCCUAGCAACACUAUUGCCUACUUCCGCGACUUCCUCGGCAAGGACUUCAAGUCGAUCGAUCCCACGCAUUGCCACGCCGCCGCCCACCCCAAGGACAUCUCUGGCCAUGUCUCCUUCACCGUUCAGGACAAGAGCCAGGGCGAGGAGGACGAAGAGGUCGAGCCCUCGAAUGUGUCCAUUGAUGAAACCGCCACGCGCUUUCUCCGUCGCCUCGUCAGCGCCGCCUCCGGCUAUCUUGGCAAGACCGUCACCUCAACUGUCAUCACUGUCCCCACCAACUUCAGCGACAAGCAGCGCGAAGCCCUGACCAAGGCUGCCAACGCCGCCGGUCUCGAGGUUCUGCAGCUCAUCUCGGACCCUGUCGCCGCGGUGCUCGCCUACGACGCCCGCAAGGAGGCCGUCAUUAGCGACAAGGUUGUAGUUGUUGCCGACCUUGGCGGCACCCGCUCCGACGUGACUGUCAUCGCCUCGCGCGGCGGCAUGUACACCAUCCUUGCCACCGUCCACGAUUACGACUUUGCCGGUGUCCAUCUCGACAAUGCCCUCAUGGACCACUUCGCUAAGGAGUUCAUUAAGAAGCACGAGGUCGACCCCCGCAACAAUGCCCGCUCCCUCGCCAAGCUACGCCUAGAGUCCGAGGCCGCCAAAAAGGCCCUCUCCCUCGGCACCAACGCCCAAUUCUCCGUCGAGAGCCUCGCGGAUGGCUUCGACUUCUCCUGCACCAUCAACCGUAUCCGCUACGAGACGGUGGCCCGCAAGGUCUUUGAGGGAUUCAACCGCCUAGUCGAGAGCGCCGUGAAAAAGGCCGAGCUCGAUGUGCUCGAUGUUGACGAGGUCAUCAUGUGCGGCGGCACCUCCCACACCCCCCGCAUCGCCAACAACUUUGCCAACAUUUUCCCCGAGACCACUACCAUCCUGGCCCCCGCCACCAGCUCCACUGCCAUUAACCCCUCGGAGCUGCAGGCCCGCGGCGCUGCGCUCCAGGCCUCGCUGAUCCAAGAGUACGAGGCUGCCGACAUUGAGCAGUCGACUCACGCCGCCGUCACCACCCUCAAGCACAUUGCCAACGCCAUUGGCGUCGUCACCGUCGGCCCCGACGGCGAGACGUUUACCCCCGUCAUGCAGACCGAGACGGCCGUUCCCGCCCGCCGCACCGUCCACGUCCCUGCCCCCAAGAACGGCGGUGAUGCCCUCAUCAAGGUCGUCGAAGGCGGCACCCACAUCAAGGUCACUAAGCCCGAGCCUAAGGCCAAGACGGAGCAAAACGGUGAAGAUGAAGACGACUCCGACUUUGACAGCGACGACGAAGACGAAGAGAAGCGCGAAAAGCUCUGGAAGGUUGGGUCGCCUCUCGCCGAAAUCGCCGUCAAGGGCGUCAAGGCCGGCGGCAAGGUCGAGGUCACUAUCAAUGUCCUCGGCGACCUGAGCGUUACCAUUACCGCCCGCGAAGUUGGCGGUAAAGGCGGUGUCCGCGGCACCCUUGCUGCGUAA
This is a messenger RNA of Beauveria bassiana ARSEF 2860, 1695 nucleotides long. Its product is annotated as hsp70-like protein. The record is from RefSeq and is a predicted model, not a curated record. The transcript has 3 exons. Gene Ontology annotation, cellular component: cytosol; nucleus. Gene Ontology annotation, biological process: protein folding. Gene Ontology annotation, molecular function: ATP binding; ATP-dependent protein folding chaperone. NCBI's taxonomy places the organism in Eukaryota, Fungi, Ascomycota, Sordariomycetes, Hypocreales, Cordycipitaceae. Bases 1 to 1695 code for a protein of 564 amino acids.